AUACAGCCUCCCAUAACUUAACCAGGCGUAUGGUCUCUGGGCUUGACCCUCGGUGGAUGCUACUGUCUCCUCCUGUCCCUGUAUCGUCUUUCUUUACUCUGUCCUCUUUUCCUCCUGACUGGAAUCAUGACUUUCUACAAGCACUCAGGUCCCAGGCAUUAUCUCACCUCCACCAUGACUGAUCGCUUCGACUGCUACUACUGCCGGGACAACCUGCACGGGAAGAAAUAUGUGAAGAAGGACGACAAGCACGUGUGCACCAAGUGCUUCAAUAAGCUUUGUGCCAACACAUGCGCAGAGUGCAAGCGCCCCAUCGGUGCUGACGCCAAGGAGCUGCACCAUAAGAACCGCUACUGGCAUGAGGACUGUUUCCGCUGUGCCAAGUGCUACAAGCCGCUGGCCAACGAACCGUUCAAUGCCAGGGAUGAUGGCAAGAUAAUGUGUGGCAAGUGUGGCUCUCUUCAGGAUGGCAACCGUUGCCAGGGCUGCUACAAGGUGGUCAUGCCAGGAUCCCAGAAUGUGGAGUACAAGCAUAAGGUGUGGCAUGAGGAGUGCUUCACCUGCUUUGAAUGUAAGCAGCCGAUCCGCACACAGAGCUUUCUUACCAAAGGAGAUGACAUCUACUGUGCUCCCUGCCAUGACAGGAAGUUUGCCAAGAAAUGCUUCCACUGCAAGCAGCCCAUCACCUCUGGAGGGAUUAGUUACCAGGACCAGCCUUGGCACUCUGAGUGUUUCGUGUGCCACACCUGCCGUAAACCUCUGGCCGGAGCUCGCUUCACUUCUCAUGAGGACAAAGUUUACUGCGUGGACUGCUUCAAGACUGAUGUGGCCAAGAAGUGCCAUGGAUGCAAGAACCCAAUCACAGGGUUCGGCCAUGGAACCAACGUGGUCAACUAUGAGGGAUUCUCCUGGCAUGAGUACUGCUUCAACUGCAAGAAGUGCAGCCUGUCGCUGGCCAACAAGCGCUUUGUGAUCAGUGGAGACCACAUCUACUGCCCUGACUGUGCCAAGAAGGUGUGAGCUGCACAACUGGCUGUGCAGAGGGUCGCUGCCUAAAGUGGAUUUGCACCAAAACUGACUUCGACUGUAUAUUUUUGGAAGGAAUUUUAGGUCUCAGAAUAACAGAAAAUGUAAUUGUGCCUGAAAAGAGUCAAUUUUGGUGAAAGUCCUCUUUAAGAGGUUGACAGAAUAGAGGUUAUUUCAUCUAAACAUGCACUAGCUUGAAUCAUUUAUCUACAUAUGCAUUAGUGGAACUUGUUUAAGUGUUGGAUACUAACAAGGCAACAGAAUUUCUUCUGUGGGAUUGUGAUGUGCACUUUUAGUCUAAUCUAAUCCAGAAGUCUGUGAUGCUUUAUGAGACAAAAGUCUUUUCAGUGCUUCACUGGAAUAUUUCAGAGAGAAUAAUGUGCUUUUUACAUGCAAACUGCUGCUCAUAUAUAACGGCUUUGAUUAAUAAUCUGUUACGUUUGAACGGAUUAUUAGAAUUUUAAAAAAAAGCUAAGAGUGAAUUUAAAAUUUGAGAUUGAUUCUGAAUUAUUAACUGCUUGUGUAUUAAAAGACUUUGAGUGGCGUUAAAUCUAAGACAAGAAUCAAAGGAGAAAGUGAUGUGUUUGUAUUUCUCUACAAUAAGAAAUAAAAAACACGCCAGGGGA
Plectropomus leopardus (leopard coralgrouper) is the source of this 1652-nucleotide messenger RNA. RefSeq names its product four and a half LIM domains 1a (gene fhl1a). Lineage: Eukaryota; Metazoa; Chordata; Actinopteri; Perciformes; Serranidae. Gene Ontology annotation, biological process: muscle organ development. Gene Ontology annotation, molecular function: transmembrane transporter binding. The record is from RefSeq and is a predicted model, not a curated record.